CUUCCAAUGUCUUGGCUUGGCUUUUAACAGUAUACUGCAACAUCAUUUUCUAUCUGUCUUUCUUUGCCUCCCCCUCCACAGGGGCACAACCAUCUGUCUAAGAGUUGAAAAAACCAUCUGUCUAAUACACAUUCUCAACAAAAUUCAAGAAUUCACACCACCCCAUUUUCAUUUUUGAGAACCUUCAAAUCCCAAUAUAAAACUUUUUUUGAUUCUGUCCAGAACUUGAAGAAACCAAAGAACAACCUUUUAAAAAAAAAAAAAACAGUUCUUUUAGUUAACUAAUAUAUAUAUAUAUAUAUUCUUGGUUGGUUUUCAUUUUUGGUUUUGCCACCAAAAAUGAAGCCAAGACCAACACUUAUAGUUUCAAUAGCUUUCUUUGUGUUUUUCUCAUUGAAUUCGUUAUCUACCGUGGAGUCAGAUCUAGCUUCUGAGAAGGCAGCUUUGGUAACUCUACGUGAUGCAGUUGGAGGCAGAUCACUUUUGUGGAACCUGUCAGAGAAUCCAUGUCAAUGGGUGGGAGUGUUUUGUGACCAAAAGAACAGUACGGUUGUUGAGUUAAGGUUACCGGCCAUGGGAUUUUCAGGGCGGCUGCCUGUUGCACUUGGAAAUUUAACAAGUUUGCAAACACUGUCUUUGAGGUUCAAUGCACUUUCAGGGCGAAUUCCAGCUGAUAUAGGCGAUAUUAUUUCUCUACGUAAUCUUUAUUUGCAAGGGAACUUCUUUUCUGGGGAGAUUCCUGAAUUCUUGUUCAAGUUACAGAACUUGGUAAGGUUAAACUUGGCUAAUAAUAACUUCUCUGGUGUGAUCUCUCCAAGUUUUAAUAACUUGACUAGGUUGGAUACUUUGUAUUUGGAGGGGAAUCAGCUUACUGGUUCCAUUCCUGACUUGAAUUUGCCACUUGAUCAAUUCAAUGUUUCUUUUAACAAUUUGACUGGUCGUAUUCCUCAGAAGUUGUCUAAUAAGCCUGCAAGUGCUUUUCAAGGGACCUUGCUUUGUGGGGGACCUUUGGUUUCUUGCAAUGGUACUUCAAAUGGUGGUGAUAAGUUGUCUGGUGGAGCAAUUGCUGGGAUUGUUAUUGGAUGUGUAAUUGGAUUUUUGUUAAUUUUAUUGAUCUUGAUCUUCUUGUGUCGACGAAAGAGAGACAAAAAAGAAGUAGGGUCUAAAGAUGUUGAGCAGCCAAGGGAAAGAGAAGUUGAGAUCCCCGGUGAGAAGGCGGCAGGGGGGAGUGGUAAUGUGAGUGCAGGGCAAACUGGGGCGGUAGUGAAAAGUGAAGCUAAGAGUAGUGGGACUAAGAAUUUGGUGUUCUUUGGGAACGCGGUGAGGGCAUUUGAUUUGGAGGACUUGUUGAAAGCUUCCGCAGAGGUUUUGGGGAAGGGAACGUUUGGUACUGCCUAUAAGGCCACUUUGGAUGUGGGGUUGGUGGUGGCUGUGAAGAGGCUGAAGGAAGUAACGGUACCGGAGAAGGAAUUUAGAGAGAAGAUUGAACGGGUUGGAAAUAUGAAUCAUGAGAAUUUGGUUCCAUUGAGGGCUUAUUAUUACAGCCGGGAUGAAAAGCUUCUUGUUCAUGAUUACAUGCCCAUGGGAAGCUUAUCUGCCCUUUUGCAUGGAAAUAAAGGUUCUGGCAGGACUCCAUUGAAUUGGGAGACAAGGUCUGGCAUUGCUCUUGGAGCUGCCAGAGGGAUUGCAUACAUCCACUCUCAGGGCCCUGCAAACUCUCAUGGAAACAUCAAGUCAUCAAAUAUCCUCCUCACCACUUCGUUUGAAGCCCGUGUCUCUGACUUCGGCCUUGCACACCUAGCAGGUCCUACCCCCACUCCCAACCGCAUCGAUGGCUAUCGUGCACCAGAAGUGACGGAUGCUCGUAAAGUAUCCCAAAAAGCUGAUGUCUACAGUUUUGGUAUAUUGCUGUUGGAAUUGCUCACAGGAAAGGCUCCAACACAUACGCAAUUGAAUGAUGAGGGUGUAGACCUUCCAAGAUGGGUCCAAUCUGUUGUCAGAGAAGAAUGGUCUGCUGAGGUGUUUGAUCCUGAGCUUCUUCGAUACCAGACUGUAGAGGAGGAUAUGGUUCAGCUCCUACAGCUUGCAAGCGAUUGCACUGCUCAAUAUCCUGAUAACCGCCCUUCAAUGUCCGAGGUGAGAAGCCGAAUGGAGGACCUUUGUCGUUCUAGCUCACAAGAACAUGACAUUAUCGAUGACAAGUCCUCUUAACAUACUUAUUGGGUUGAUUCAGAUGCACCACCAUCUUCUUAAAUGACAAAAGAAAUCAUAAAUCUCUCCAUGUUUCCCGGUUUUCAUACAUUGUUUAAUGCAGUGCUUCAUUUGUUUGUUUAUUCUUGGGUUCAUCUUGUUUGUGAACUCCUUUCCCAUUUCCUUCUGUUCAUUUUUCCUUUACCUGUUUUCGUAGCUGCAGUUUACUUCUGCAUUUUGUUUUACCUUUGAUGCUGUAUUUUAUAGGAGAACUCCAACAGUAUUAUUCUUACUUGGCUGUGUGAAAGUGUGAAUAACCAGCAAAUUAUUUCAGUUGAGUA
This is a messenger RNA of Populus nigra (black poplar), 2531 nucleotides long. RefSeq names its product probable inactive receptor kinase RLK902. The transcript is spliced from 2 exons. The coding region runs from base 340 to 2211 and encodes 623 amino acids. The record is from RefSeq and is a predicted model, not a curated record. Lineage: Eukaryota; Viridiplantae; Streptophyta; Magnoliopsida; Malpighiales; Salicaceae. Gene Ontology annotation, biological process: protein phosphorylation. Gene Ontology annotation, molecular function: ATP binding; protein kinase activity; protein binding.